Alternaria atra is the source of this 2301-nucleotide messenger RNA. RefSeq lists its product as uncharacterized. The transcript is spliced from 5 exons. The coding region runs from base 1 to 2301 and encodes 766 amino acids. Gene Ontology annotation, cellular component: RNA polymerase III complex. NCBI's taxonomy places the organism in Eukaryota, Fungi, Ascomycota, Dothideomycetes, Pleosporales, Pleosporaceae. The record is from RefSeq and is a predicted model, not a curated record. Gene Ontology annotation, biological process: transcription initiation at RNA polymerase III promoter. Gene Ontology annotation, molecular function: nucleotide binding.
AUGACGGACCCCCAGUCUCCUUCACAUUUCAUACAGCAAUUCCACGCUGAGACUGCCCCUCCUCAGUUUCAGCAACCCUCCCACGAAGCGCUUCAGCCCAACUCCAUCCCACCCACGCCGGAUGGAGGCAUAGAUGCGGGUCCCUGCUCCGACAUAGCGGUCCCCAACGACAUCUCUUCGUUUCUCGACGCUUCUCUGCCGCAGCCUUUCCCGCUGCCUUCCGUCUUACCCCAGCCUCUUAGAACUCCCACCAUCGAGGACCGACCGUAUCUUGAUCUGACCCUCAACCUUCCUCACAGUAACUUUUCGCUUCCCACAUCCACGGUCCUUAGAAGCACGCACAAUUUGCGUCUACCCUCGUUUGAUGUCCUGGGCAUUGCUGCGCCCCACCCUGAUCGUAUUCCGCCUCAAAUACAUCAAUCUUUCUCUCCACUAGGCGCUGGUCCUCUCUCAAAGCCAGAGGAUCCUCUCCAUGCACUCAGCCCACCACUCGACUUCUUUAGCCACGCCAACAGGGCCAGCCAUACCCCCGUUACCAGUCCCAAGGCAGCUAGAGCCCGCGCUGGAUAUCUUGUGUCCACUCACACGCCUCCCUCGGAUACGGAGCCGGGGACGAUCAGUUGGGGAUCCUUUGUGAACGUACGGACAGUUGGAUUGGGUUCGCCUCCGAAUUCUGAGCCGGGCGUGUCGCCAAACCUCCACACCACUGCUAGUGCGACAGCUCCCCCUCAAGCGCCUAUUGUCGUACCAACUCUCGACGAGUUCAGCGACGCGCUUAGAAUGGCAGCGUGGAUAGAGGAGGCCAAACGCACCAUCAUAUCCGAAUCUGGAUGCCUGAACUUGGAGUCAGUCAAGAUAUUGUCUCACGCGCUCCCUUGCCCAUCGACAUCAGGCCAUAUUUUCGGUCAGAUAAUCGCCUCAAUUCACGACAGAUCGUCAACACAAACGUCAUGGAUCAACGUAUUCCACGCGCUUCCCGGCCGCUACACACUGAUGGACCUACCCAAGUCUCCACCAUCUACCCCUGGUCCUGCUGUUGGAGGAGACUCGUACUUUACCAGCAAAGUUUUUGACAGCGCGGUCGCUAUUCCUGACUAUCAACUCGAUUCGAAACUCCUGCCUCCAUCGCCUCGACCCGUUGUGCCACCUGGAAGCAUUAAUGUCUCAAUUGUAGAGCGAUACAUUCCACCUACCAACACGAAUGAGUUUGCUGAGAUGUUCACGUUUCGGGGUCGAUCUUUGUUGUACGAUCGCCUAAUUGAGUUGUCUAGUGACGAUGGCGUUCUUCUCUUCAUCUACCCGACGAAAACAGGCGCGAGAACCUUCAUGCAGCAGUACCUUGGACCCAUUCUUGACCCACUUUUGCGAACCGUGACGGUAGUUCACGAUCUCCACUCUGAGCUAGGGAGGAGUCUAGGUCAAAUGAGUUCAGUCAACUAUCUGGACGAAUAUGGCCACCUGGAAGCGCAAGUUCGGAAAUACUGCGAAGCAAUGGGCGAAAGACAUGCGAAUCUCGAUAAAAGAGCAAAAUAUGAGGUCAUUCAUGCGGCGAAGGAACAGAUCCUAUUACAACGAUCGGCAUGGGCGGACGAUUGGUGGAUCAAACAAGAGAAGCCUCGUGUGCGGGAGGUUAUCACCAAGUACUUCAGCAAGUCGAAAAAGCUCCCAAGUUCCGAGAUGAGUGCCGCGACCCUGAUUCAGGCUGUCUUGGAGGGGGUAUCGGAGCGAGACUACCACGACGGUGAGCCCAGCAAAGGCGUAGAAGUUGGUGUCUUUAUGAUCAAAACCCCCCAAUCCGCCCUCCUCUCCAACCAUGAAGUCCUCCUGCACCUCCGACAAGAAGAUGCAGAAUACACGGGCGCCGACGAAACGGGUCGGAAACGCAAGAAGCCAUCUGGUUUAAACCACAUGUUACGAGACGGACUCGCCUACCUUCAAACUCCAGACUACACGACUUCAUCACUCGCUGAUCAACAUCCCAACCGGCCCAUGACGUUGUACCGAGGACCAAACAGUCUGUUCCGCGCAUUGGCGCCAAAGUACCGAUUGAACAAGGCAGAGUAUCUUCAGAUGUACAAUUUGAGGCCCACUACGCAAGUCAUGCUCGAGUUGGUCAUCGAAGAGGCGGGUACACGUUUCACUGAGGAUGAACUACACGACAUUUUAGCCAUCAUUCAGCAAGUCUUUGAUGAGGAAGAAGGCAAUAUUCCUGCUGGAGUGGAGAACAUGGAGAUGCCGAAGAUUGCGAACAAAUUGUUGGGUGCCAACAAGAAGAGGAGAAAGGCUAAGCGUAAGGCUUGA